Molecule: messenger RNA, 1656 nt
Organism: Nezara viridula (southern green stink bug)
Lineage: Eukaryota; Metazoa; Arthropoda; Insecta; Hemiptera; Pentatomidae
Source: the annotation of a GenBank genome assembly
GUAGAUCAUAGUAGUUAGGUACUGUCUCCAAAAUCGGGUGCAACUUGACGAUACUUUUUUGAAGUCAUCCAAGGAUAAGAUCAUAAUACAUAAAAGAACAUGGUGCUCUGGCUUUGUUUUCUGAUUACCGUAACGGUAGCUGAAUCCGCAAGGAUUCUUGCAUUCUUCCCUAUGCCUAUACCUUCGCACCAUUUCAUCUUCCGGCCUGUGAUAGAGGGAUUGUCCAAAAACGGUCAUGAUAUUGUCUACGUAUCUGCCUUCCCUUACGAGGAAAUACCGAAGAACAUUACUCAAAUCGACUUGUCGAAGUACGACAUAAUGGAAGAAUACAAAAGCUAUGGUGACUUGAAAGUCCACGAAAUGGGUCUUCUGGAAUAUACACGUUUUAUGUACUCAUUUGGAGAAGUAAUGGCCCGAUAUUAUGUUGGAAGCAAAGAAGUACAGGAUUUAAUUCACUCAAAUCAGAGGUUCGAUGCCGUUAUGUUUGAAUCUUAUUUCUAUCAGGAGUAUUUGUCAGGAUUUAUCCACAAGUUUGAUGCUAUUGCUAUAGAAGUAAUAACUCUAGGUGAUUGUGCCUGGGUGAACGAAAUGUCGGGCCUACCAGAUAACCCUGCCUACCAAGUUGACUUCAAAUCGGGCCUCUCCAGCAAUAUGAACUUUUUGCAGAAACUGUACAACGUCUAUGUUACUACUUCAACUGUCCUAAGCAGUUACUUCUACUUAUAUUACAACCAGAAGCCGAUCAUGGACCGGUACUUUAACUACACCGGGUGGGAGAGCCGUCCAUCCAUCGAUGUUCUUGCCAGGAACAGGAGUUUAAUCCUGACUAAUUUCGACCAAGUGUUCGCCGAUACUUAUCCAAUGGCUCCACACCGCAAAGACAUCGGUGGAAUAAAUAUUAAAACGCCGAAACCGCUCCCAGAGGACAUGGAUAAAUUCAUGAAUGACAGUGAGCAUGGAGUGAUUUACAUGUCUUUGGGAUCUCACAUAAGUCCUGCGAACUUCAAAGAUGAAAUGAGGGCCUUCUUUGAUGUCUUUAGAGAUCUGCCCCAAAGGGUAAUGUUGAAAUACGAUUCAGAAGAAGACAGCCAAAUACCACCUAACGUAAAAGUAUCCAAGUGGUUUCCCCAGCAGGAUAUACUAGCUCAUAAGAAGUGCGUUCUUUUUAUUACACACGGAGGUUUAUUGAGCCUAUCAGAAGCCAUAUACUACGGUGUCCCUCUCAUCGGGAUCCCUAUUAUUGCAGACCAGGGCAAGAACAUGGCAAUGAUGGAGUCAAAAGGAAUUGGAAGGAUGCUGAAUUUGAAUAAUAUCACUCGAGAUACGGCCUCAUGGGCUAUUCGUGAAGUGCUCUCAAACAAUCGUUAUAGGGAAGAAGUUCUCCGAAGAUCAAAAAUUCUAAAAGACAAGAGGUAUACGCCAGUGGAAGAAGCAGUUUACUGGAUCGAACAUACUCUCAAAUACCCGUUCACAUUAACCCCUAAAUCAUUGGGUCUUACAGCCACUGAAUUACAUCUGCUCGACGUAAAGAUCUUUGUAACAUUAGGACUACUCUUAGUAUUAUUUAUGAUUUACUUUUUUACAAAUCUUAUAAAAAAUAUUGUACUUAAAACAAGAAGGAAACCAAAACAAAAAGUUCAAUAAUGAAAAAUAAAU